UUGGCCGACGACCAUGAUUCUUGGGAGAGGGCAUAGGUGAAAGGAUAUGGCAUUGUUCGUUAUGCUACGCUGCGCUGCAUCCUAGACACCAACACGGCCACACGUAUUGACACGGAGGGCAUCAUGGAGCACCCCUGGUUCUUCCAUGGUGUGAGCGACGGAGGCGAGCAGGAGCAACUGAUGCGCGGCCACAAGGAGGCGGCGUGGUUCAAUACGGAGUUCGAGGAGGACAUGGCCCGGGCCAUGACCGCGUUCGACAUCAUGGCAUUCUCGCCCGGGUCGGACCUCUCUGGGAUGUUCGGCGCCGGGCCGGGCACGGAGCGGGUGUUCGUGGGCGAGCCCGCCACUAUCAUGCUGGCCCGGGUCGAGGAAGCCGGGAAGAAGCGAGGGCACCGCGUGAGGAGGGAAGGCUACCACGCCGGGCCGGUGUACGUGGAGGCGGCGGCCGGCGGCAUUGUUGCCAAGGUGACUGUGUUUAGGAUCGCUGAUGCAAUGUCAGUGGUCGAGGUCGUGAAGGGCCACGACACGGAGGCUGCGGCGUUCUGGAAGGACUGGCUCGAGCCGGUCGUGAAGCCUCGGAUAGUGUGAAAACCUACUGAGUGCAAGCCGGGUAUCAUCUCGCCUCGCCGUGCUGCCGCCACGGGACGUGCAUCGAGAUUUUUUAUGGGGGUAAAAAGAGUUUUAUUUCAAGAUGAUAGAGUUACAUUUGAGAGGCAAGAAAAUUUCCAACACACGGGGACCCUCUAUAUAGCCAGACAACUGUUGUUUUUCUUCGGAUUUCUUUUCUUCGGGUUGUGU
Triticum dicoccoides is the source of this 798-nucleotide messenger RNA. RefSeq names its product CBL-interacting protein kinase 29-like. Lineage: Eukaryota; Viridiplantae; Streptophyta; Magnoliopsida; Poales; Poaceae. The transcript has a single exon. The record is from RefSeq and is a predicted model, not a curated record. Gene Ontology annotation, biological process: signal transduction. The coding region runs from base 124 to 588 and encodes 154 amino acids.